CCCGCCUCCGCGGCGCAGGUUGGGGUGAGAGGCGAUCGCGGCCGGAGCGGCACCGGGAGCGGCACCGGAGCGGGAGCACCAUGAUGGCCAACGCGGCCACCAUGCGGAUCCUCAUCAAGGGCGGCAAGGUGGUCAACGACGACUGCACGCUGGAGGCCGACGUGUACAUCGAGAACGGCAUCAUCCAGCAGGUGGGCCGCGAGCUCAUGAUCCCCGGCGGCGCCAAGGUCAUCGACGCCACCGGCAAGCUCGUCAUCCCAGGCGGCAUCGACACCAGCACGCACUUCCACCAGACCUUCAUGAACGCCACCUGCGUCGAUGACUUCUACCACGGCACCAAGGCUGCGCUGGUGGGGGGCACGACCAUGAUCAUCGGGCACGUCCUGCCCGACAAGGAGACGUCGCUGCUGGACGCCUACGAGAAGUGCCGCAGCCUGGCCGACCCCAAGGUGUGCUGCGACUACGCCCUGCACAUGGGCAUCACCUGGUGGGCGCCCAAGGUGAAGGCAGAGAUGGAGACGCUGGUGCGGGAGAAGGGCGUGAACUCCUUCCAGAUGUUCAUGGCCUACAAGGAGCUGUACAUGCUGCGGGACAGCGAGCUGUACCAGGUGCUGCGCGCCUGCCGCGACAUCGGCGCCAUCGCCCGCGUGCACGCCGAGAACGGCGAGCUGGUGGCCGAGGGAGCCAAGGAAGCGCUGGACCUGGGCAUUACGGGGCCGGAGGGCAUCGAGAUCAGCCGGCCUGAGGAGCUGGAGGCCGAGGCCACGCACCGUGUCAUCACCAUCGCCAACCGGACCCACUGCCCCGUGUACCUGGUGAACGUGUCCAGCAUGUCCGCGGGGGACGUCAUCGCCGCUGCCAAGAUGCAGGAUCCCCGCACAGCCGUGUCACACACAGGUCUUCCCCCAGGGAUGGUUGCACACAGAGACACACCCCGGAGAGCACACCACCGGUCGUACUACCACCAGGACUGGUUCCACGCCGCACACCGGGGCACACCGGCGCCACCCCCCAGCCUGCUGUGCCCCCACAGUGACACGUUGAACAUCGUGGCCUCGGACCACCGGCCCUUCAGCACCAAGCAGAAGGCCAUGGGCAAGGAGGACUUCACCAAGAUCCCCCACGGCGUCAGCGGGGUGCAGGACCGCAUGAACAUCAUCUGGGAGCGUGGCGUGGUGGGGGGCAAGAUGGACGAGAACCGCUUCGUGGCCGUGACCAGCUCCAACGCCGCCAAGCUCCACAACCUGUACCCGCGCAAGGGCCGGAUCAUCCCCGGCGCCGACGCCGACGUCGUGGUCUGGGACCCCGAGGCCACCAAGACGGUGUCUGCCAGCACGCAGGUGCAGGGCGGGGACAUCAACCUGUACGAGAACAUGCGGUGCCACGGCGUGCCCCUGGUCACCAUCAGCCGCGGGCGCGUGGUCUACGAGAACGGCGUCUUCAUGUGCGCCGAGGGCACGGGCAAGUUCUGCCCGCUGCGCUCCUUCCCCGACGUGGCCUACAAGAAACUGGUGCAGCGCGAGAAGGUACUUGAACUCACGCUGUGGACCCGGCACCCGUACCUGGGGGACGUGGCCGUGGUCGUGCAUGCCGGCAAAAGACACCCCGGGACGCCGCUGCCCCGUACCCCCACCCGGCCCGGCCACCGCGGCACGCCCGAACCCCGGGACCUGCACCCCACCCCCGGUACCCUUGCUGGUUCUCAGAUCGAUGACCACGUUCCAAAACGAGCCUCGGCCCGGAUUCUCGCUCCCCCCGGGGGCCGGUCGAGCGGCAUCUGGUAGAGCCGGGGACGUGUCCCCCAAGUGAGCACCGGGCGCCGCCGCCAGCGCCGCCGGGCCCGGCUCCGGUGCGGCGGGGCUG
Camarhynchus parvulus is the source of this 1863-nucleotide messenger RNA. It is a transcript of the gene DPYSL5, whose product is annotated as dihydropyrimidinase like 5. The coding region runs from base 81 to 1784 and encodes 567 amino acids. The transcript has 14 exons. Gene Ontology annotation, molecular function: hydrolase activity, acting on carbon-nitrogen (but not peptide) bonds, in cyclic amides. The record is from RefSeq and is a predicted model, not a curated record. Lineage: Eukaryota; Metazoa; Chordata; Aves; Passeriformes; Thraupidae. Gene Ontology annotation, cellular component: cytosol; cytoplasm.